Messenger RNA from Seriola dumerili (greater amberjack), 2025 nucleotides. RefSeq names its product methyltransferase-like 26 B. The record is from RefSeq and is a predicted model, not a curated record. Bases 43 to 660 code for a protein of 205 amino acids. Lineage: Eukaryota; Metazoa; Chordata; Actinopteri; Carangiformes; Carangidae. The transcript has 7 exons.
GCCAUUUCCCAGCUAGUUUGUCAAGCAGCACAAGUGAAGACCAUGCUGCUGUCUCCUCAGGCAGAGAGGAACUGGCAGGAUCUGUGUUCAGUGCUUGAAGAUGUGUUGGAGGACCAGUCCCACAGGCAGUUGUUUGCCUUAGAGCUGGGCUCUGGAACUGGGCAGCAUGUAAUACGCUUUGCCCAGAAGAUGCCCUUUGUCACCUGGCAACCAUCGGACAUCAAAGAGGAGUCUCGGGACAGUAUCAAGGCAUACAUUGCUGCAACCCAUGCAAAGACAAUACUGCAACCUGUCCACCUGGAUGCCAGUGAAACGUGGGAGAAAUGGGCAGGCCUUCCUCGCAACUCGUGUGAUGUUAUUAUUGCUAUUAACUUACUGCAGUACAGCUCCUUCAAAACAGCACAGGGUGUUUUCAAUGGAGCGGGUCAGAUGCUCCGACAAAAUGGUCUUUUGAUAACAUAUGGGGUGUAUGCUAUCAAUGGCACCAUUACACCAAGUUGUAAUGAACAACUGGACGCAGAGCUUCGAAACUUGAAUCCUGAGUGGGGUCUCCCAGACAUGGAUGUACUGAGGCAGCUGGCCUAUGGGAACGGGAUGCGUAUGGAGAGGAUAGUUGAGAUGGAAGAAUACUACAAAUGCCUCAUCUUCAGAAAACUUUAAAAAUGCCAAACUGCGCAACAGAGUUUUAAAAAUGUUCUUAUUUGUACUGUAAAGCCCAAUUUAAAUGAAACACUAAAUUUCCAUAAAAGUUGUCAAACGAUAUACUGUAUGUCUUUCUUUUCAAAUUCUAAUGAAGGAAAAAAAGAAAAACAAAGGCAAGUGGACAAUAAGAACCAGAUAUUUAUUAAAUAUAAUUUUAAAAUUACUUUUAAGUCAGACAGAUCAGUAUGAUGGAAUAAAGAAGUUCACACAUGGCAACUGAAAGGUUACAGAAAUCACUUGGGUGUGUGAUACAUACAUGCGGGACAUCAUGUUCACCCUGCAAGCAUUUCCACAUCUCUGGAGAGCCAAGUACACUUGAGAAAAGAUUGCCCACCUUACUUGUACUUAUUAUGUAGCUAUCCUCAUCUGUGACAGUUACAACCAAGUCAUUUUAAUAAAAAAAAAAAAAAGGGGAAGGGAAAAAAAGGGAUGCAGGAUACUUUUAGAGUAACUGGACUGUUUUAGUACGCAUAUCUUAUGGUCUGUAGUUGUGUGAUUCAAUGAUUUCAUCUAUGCAAGUAUGUUUAGUGAUGAUUAAACAACCAAUCUGCAAAUUUUCUAGUUAUCCUCCCACAAUGUAUAACAAUGUAAUGUAACUCCUGCCACAUGUUUUAUCCUCUCAGAAACUACAUUAAUGAAAGUUCAAGCAGUGCACAACAAAUAAAAUGCCAAAACAAGACUGUUGACCCUAGUUGUGUGUGCAUCUGUUUACAUUAGAACGGAUGGAACCGAAAACUACAACUGGAAUGUCAAGAUGUGAACCUGAUGGAGAUGUGAGUUAGUGCCAUUUAUUUCAGGCCGUUGACUGUGCCCUCAUUCUUUAUCCACACACCCAUAACCUCUCAUAACAGCACAUACAGAUGUCCCUCAAUCACUCCCCAAACUGUUACGAUAGGGUGUAAUAAUUAACUUCCAUUCCAGAAAAGAAUUCAAAUUUUAACAUGCAUUUGCUUUAGAAAAAUAUGAGGCAAAGGAUGGUUAUGUCUGUUUUUUCUCCUCAAUUAUUAUCAUAUUUUCUUAUUCAUUUUAACUUUAUUACCACUGACUAUUUCUGAGCUUCAGUUAUUCAUUUAAUAAGGAAAUACUACAUACUUAUCAGCUGGAAAGAGGGAGAAAGAGGGUGUAGGGGUCUGGGUUAUGGUGCCCUCCCUUGCAGCUUCACCUCACUUUCCCAUACUUCAGUGGGGGAGAGGCAAGGAGAGCAACAGCUCUGCAACAUUAUCACAAUAUUUCACGUUGCCACAACAUCACAGCUAGGUGGAAGGUAGGAGGUGUGUGUGUGUGUGUGUGUGUGUGUGUGUGUGUGUGUGUGUGUGUGUGUGU